Plasmodium cynomolgi strain B is the source of this 825-nucleotide messenger RNA. Its product is annotated as alpha/beta hydrolase. Lineage: Eukaryota; Apicomplexa; Aconoidasida; Haemosporida; Plasmodiidae. The transcript is spliced from 6 exons. The record is from RefSeq and is a predicted model, not a curated record. The annotation marks the transcript as partial.
GUUGACUAUGAGCACUGCGAAGUAACGAUGGACGGAAUGCAAAAGGGACUCGGGCUCGCAAAAGAAAACAGCUCUGAGGAGUAGCAACUGUGUACUAUGCACAAUUCUGUGCACCAGUAUUUACGACCCGGAGAGAGAAAAGGAGAGUCUUCUUCCGUUCAGUGGCAUUAUGGGGAACACCCUGAAUCGGUUUAUUUUUAAUAACCCCGUCGAGGGGUGCUACGAAAAAUUCCGCUUGGACUUUAUUUUUGUUGAAACGGAGUGCGGGGACAGAAUUGCGGCCCACUUCAUCAAUAGGAAAGCCCCACUAACCAUUUUGUUCUGCCAUGGCAAUGGUGAGAACAUCUACAUGUUGUAUGAUUACUUUUGCGAGGCGUCCAAAAUAUGGAAUGUGAACGUGUUCUUGUACGAUUACCCCGGAUACGGAGAGAGCACCGGAACGCCCAACGAAAUGAGUAUGUACCAAAGUGGAAGAGCGGUGUAUGACUACAUGGUGAACGUCUUAAACAUAAAGGCAGAGAGCAUUGUGUUGUACGGGAAGUCCAUAGGUUCGUGCGCUGCGAUCGACAUAGCCAUCGUGAGGAAGGUAAAAGGAAUAAUUCUGCAGAGCGCCCUAAUGUCCCUCCUGAACAUUUGCUUUAAAACGCGGUUUAUCCUGCCGUUCGAUUCUUUCUGCAACAUAAAGAAGAGCCUCUAUGAAAAGUGCAAACUGAAAGUGCAUCCCUACUGGGUUGUCGGCGGCAAGCACAAUGACAUCGAGUUGAUUGAGAACAAGAAGUUCAACGACAGCAUAAAGUCUUUUUUGAAGUUUCUGCGUAAUGUGUA